Molecule: messenger RNA, 4571 nt
Organism: Closterium sp. NIES-67
Lineage: Eukaryota; Viridiplantae; Streptophyta; Zygnematophyceae; Desmidiales; Closteriaceae
Source: the annotation of a GenBank genome assembly
GCGACUACUGCUGAGCCGAUCGCUUUCCUACGUCACGCUCUCGUUUGUCCUUCGCUGCCUAGACAUGAGCGGCUUGGGAGUCAGAAUUAGAAGUUUCUGCAGCCAGACACUUUAUAACGCGUAUCUCGACGGGACACCUGUGCUCACGUCUCGGCUGACCACUAUCGCUCAGGGCAGUCUCCACCGCCUAUCUUGCAACUACCUCGAGAUCUCCGCCGUUCGUUUACCCAUGGACAAGUUCCACGUGUCGAGAUCUAGACCGUGUGCGAAUUUCGUCCCAGCUACUCCAGGGGGGGCUACGAAUGCCAUUUCUAUAAAUGCGUUUCCCGAGCUUCGCGCCAUCGGAACCAGGAGCAGCAGCAGCAUCAGUGCUUCAAUCACCAGUUUUGAGGCGCCUCAAAACAAGCUUCGCAGCAUUAAAACUACUGUCAGCGGUAUGAGCAGCAACAAAGUCGGGGUUGGAGAGCUCCGCAACACCUUACAGAGAUCCCAUGCUGCUGGACUUGUUGCCCUUAAAAGCAGAAUCGAUACUAGUUAUCGUGGCAGGAGUGCCGGCCAAAGCCACAGGAGCUACAGUGUGAGCAGUGCUGGCAGUGGUAGUAGCAGUAACAGCGGUAGCAGCAGUAACAGCGGUAGCAGCAGUAACAGCGGUAGCAGUGGUAGCAUCGAUAGCAGCGGUAGCAGGGGCUAUGUUAGCAGCAGAAGCAGCAGCGGUUCUGGUUUGGAGGAGAGUGAGAGGAGGGAGAGGCUAGUCUCUAGCAGCAAUACUGACGCUGGCAGGACCAUCCGUACUAACGCUGGCAGCAGCAGCAGCAGCAGCAGCAGCAGCAGCAGCAGAAGUGCUGGGAGCUACAGAAGUGCCAUUGAAGGAGCUACAGUAACCAACAUUUUCCACUUCAAUCCAACCUUCGCCGCUCAGUUCGCCUGUGACCGUUACCGCGUCACCUGGCCGGCUCACUUGACCUCCUCAGAGCAAUCCAAGCUGGGGAACAAGCUCGCCUACCGCCUAACUUCAGCUCUCAGCGUCCCGUUUGUGUACGUCAACUCUCAUCACGCACUAGUGUGCCUGCGCAACGAGGGGGGUUAUGAGCACUUAACCGAGAGCCAGCAGCUCUUAAGUAAGAGCCAGCAGCAAUUUAGUGAGAGCCACUUAAUGGCCGAGCUGACUCCCGAGUUACAGGGAGUCCUGGAUGGGGUGAAGUACCUAGGACGGUCAUGGGAGACGCGGAGUGUGUCUGGUGCUGCAGCAGAUGUAACUGCAGCUCCAGCAGAUGUAACUGCAGCUCCAGCAGAUGUAACUGCAGCUCCAGCAGAUGUAACUGCAGCUAUAGCAGAUGUAACUGCAGCUACAGCAGAUGUAACUGCAGCUCCAGCAGAUGUAACUGCAGCUACAGCAGAUGUAACUGCAGCUGCAGCAGAUGUGACUGCAGCUCCAGCAGAUGUAACUGCAGCUCCAGCAGAUGUAACUGCAGCUCCAGCAGAUGUAACUGGAGCUCCAGCAGAUGUAACUGCAGCUACAGCAGAUGUAACUGCAGCUACAGCAGAUGUAACUGGAGCUGUAGCUGGCAAUGGGGCUGAUGCAGCAGCAGGGACUGGUGAUUGCCCCAAUGAGGGCACUGUGCUGCCGCAACAGGAGCCUGCUGACUGGGUGGUGACCAGUGAUGACGUGGCGAGGCUGCUGUGCUGCCAGGUGGAAUUGGAGCAACAAUUAGCUGAUUUGGAAGGGAGUAGUAGCAGCGGCAGGAGCAGCAUUAACAGCAGCGGCAGCAGAGGCAACAGUGGCAACAGCAGCAGCAGCAACGGCAGCGGCAGCAGCGGCAGCGGCAGCGGCAGCGGUGGCGGCGUCAGCGGGAGGAGCAGCAGGGAUGUCACUAAAUUUCUGAAGCCAGUUCCUUCCCUCUCUCCGGUUUCUCUUUUCGGGCAGCCCGGUUUGGUUAUAGACAUCAAGAGCAAGCGCGGAAUCCCCUUGAAAGGCAUCCUCGCUACAAGCUCACCCAGUAAGCUGCUCGGCGCCCUUGUGAAAACACCCUUUCGGUCCAAGGCUGCUAUGAUAACGGAGUGGGAGGAGCUGGGCCCAAAAACAGAGCAGCUUUAUCAGUGGCUUAUGCAGGUUACCUCUACUCAAGAGAUCCGGGAAAGGUUUGAAAAAGCGGACCCGUCGACGGUUCUUUUCAUUGUGGACGGUUUUCACUGGCUGCCCGAUUAUCUGGAGCUCGUCAUCUGCCCGGAAAACGAGAAAUUUCUGAGAGAUUUGGGUUUUGAUGUCAGCAGCAUUGGUGCGGUCAGCUCCACAGCUCGGCUGCUUCCUGAAGCCCGAUUCGCCGAGAUUCAAGAGAUUUCCUCCUCAUUGGCCCUCAGAGAUUUCGUCUGCCCAGAGCCGGUGUCCGGGCCAUUUCUCAAGGUGGACUUGAGCAGGCAGAAUAAAGAAGUGGGGAAAAGGUUUUUGCUGCCCGUAGACGAGCCUGUUACAGCCAUUCGGAAAGCCAUUCACCAGUUUGGGAUGUACCAAAGCCCAGAAAAACCCCUUCAAAUUGGUCUAUUGUAUGUGUCUCCCCCGGGUAAUUCACCCGCCUUAUAUGCUGACUCGGAGCCGUUUAUAAUGGAGAUGAUGGCCCAGCUGCGGAAACUGGGAGUGGCGAGUGCGGAGAGAACCAAAAUGCGCAAGAUAGUAUGGGGGCCGGUGGGGACUGUGGGGAGUUUGGAGGAAAGAUUGGAGCCAUCUUCAGAGGAGGAGCUGAGGCAGUUUUUGGUUCAAGAGGUGCACGUCUUGAAAGGCAUGGGGGCGGAGUUUCUCGUUCUGGUGUCAGAUUUCGGGAAAGGGGAGUGGGAGGAGGUUAGCGUGAGGGGGGAGGCAGGGAGGGGUGGGGGGACGGUUGCGAGGUGGGUGAGAAAGGAGAAGGCUUCGAGUGCGGCUGCUGCUGUGUGGCGGGCGCUGCAGCACGCUACUGGGGUGGAUGAUGCAACUGAAGAUAUAGACAAUACCAACAGCACUGGUGGCAGCAGCAGCAGGAGUGGUGACAGCGGCGGGGGCGGGGGCGGGGCCAGGGGCAGGGGCAGCAGCAGCAGCAGCGACAGCAGCACAAGCAGCAGCAGAAGCAGCACAAGGAACAGCCCUUCGCCCGUCUUCUCUCCGCUUCCCAUCUCCCCCCUUCCCUCCCACAUGCUCACGCCCAACACCUUCGCGAUCGCAAGCGAUUCCCGCGCCUACUUCGCCUCCCUUCUCGCAGCCGCGGUGGAGCGAAUCGCAGCAAAGGCAGGGGCGCUGCCCUACGUGCUCACGCCAGGGUUCGGCAAGGACACCGAUUGUAUCAUUGGCAUUGCAACGAAAGGGAGUUUGCCCGCCGCCUAUGUGCCCCCCUCCCUUGGGUCCUUGAAAGCGGAGACCGAUGUGUCCUUAGAAGCCGGGUCUAACACCGAUGUGCCUCUAGGGAGUGGGACCACUCAUUCUCUAGGCACCAGAUUAAACGUGGAUGAGCCCGCCAUCUCAUCCAACGUGGACGAGCCAGCUGUCAUCUCUAUCUUCGGCCCGAGGGGGGAGAUGCGGAGGGCCGUUCCCGUCCCUUGUCCUGUAGCGGGGGAGGGUCUACCUGACGAGGCGCUCGAAAGGGCGAUGAGUGAAGAGGACGUGAGGGGAAGGAGGGUGGUGGUGAUGCGGCACGGGGCGUUCCAGGGGAGCGAGAUAGUGUGCAUCCAGAAUGUGCUGGAGAGGGUCGAUGCCCGGGGGACGUUUGUGGAGGUGGGGGAGCGAGGGAGGUGCCGGCUGUUCUGUGCCGCAACAGAGAACUCAAACUGGGGGCGUUUGGAGGCAACUCAAAGGGAAGGGGAAUUUUCCGAUAGGCACUUGUCUGCUAUUGGGUCGGUGGCAGCAGCAUGGGAAGACGCGUUCUUUCCUCUCAGCGCCACCAGCGCAGCAUUGGUAGCUUCCACGAUAGCCAGGGGCAUGCCCCAGCCCCUCACGGUGGACGUACGGGUGAACGAUCUCGGGCUGUCCCUUCACGAGGUGGUUGAAAUCGUUGCUGGGAUGAGGAGAGUGCAGCAUGGGGGCCUGGGGAAAGCGAAACUGCCUGCAGGGGUGCAGUGGGCGGACAAGAAGGCUGCCUUCUGAGAGAUUGCUCUAGGAUCCAGAGGGGCAUGCCCCAGCCCACUAUGAUCGCCAGAGGCAUUCUGCAGCCCCUCACAGUGGACGUACCGGUGAAUGAACUUGGGUUGACUCUAGACUAGAGCAGGCAGUGGUGAUGGUGGGUGGGAUGAGGCAGGUGCAGCAUGGGGGCCGGGGGCAGGCGAAACUGCCAGCAGGGGUGCAGAGGACGGACCGAACGGCCUGUGGUGAGACAAUCAAUUCGCUCUUGAGAAUUCUCAAAAACAAAACACAUCCUAGCUGUGGUGAGACGGUCACUUCGCUCCAGCCUUAGCCCUGUUCUCUGGAACGGGUGGUGGCGAGGCGAUGGUUGCUGGGCACAGCAUGCCAGCCCAGGGAAAGUGAAACUGCCAGCAGCGGUGCAGAGGAAAGACAAGAGCAGCAUGUGGUGAAUCCAGGAUGAUAGAGACAGAAAUAAGGUACCAUGGUAUAG